GCGUUCAAUGUACUAUAAAAGAAAAGGCUUAACUGCAAACAAACACACAAAGAGAGUUUCAAUGGCAACCCUUAAAGUUCCAUCUCAUGUUCCUUCUCCUUCUGAGGAUGCCGAGCAACUUCAAAAAGCCUUUUCAGGUUGGGGUACGAACGAGCAGUUGAUCAUCGACAUAUUGGCUCACAGGAAUGCAGCACAGCGCAAUUCGAUUAGGAAAGCUUACCAUGAAGCUUAUGGGGAAGAUCUCCUCAAGUGUUUGGAGAAGGAACUUACUCGUGACUUUGAGCGGAUCGUGCUUCUGUUUACCAUGGACCCUGCAGAGCGAGAUGCAUAUCUGGCUAAAGAAGCUACAAAGAACUCGUCGGGCCAUUUUGUUCUCGUGGAAAUAGCUUGCGCCAGGUCUUCAAAUGCACUACUCGAUGUGAAAAAGGCGUAUCAUGCCUGUUAUAAGAAAUCCUUCGAAGAGGACGUCGCACACCACACAUCCGGAGACUACCGCAAGCUUUUGGUCCCGCUUGUUAGCACAUUCCGAUACGAGGGAGAGGAGUCGGACAUGUCGCUGGCGAAAUCCGAGGCUAAGAUACUUCAUGAAAAAAUCUCGGACAAGAAAUACAGUGAUGAGGAAUUGAUCAGGAUUCUAACUACAAGGAGUAAGGCGCAGCUAAAUGCAACUCUCAGUCGUUACAAUAAUUCGUUCGGCAGUCCUAUCAACAAGGAUCUGAAGGCUGAUCCCAGUGAUCAAUUCCUCAAAUUACUGAGAUCUGCUAUCAAGUGCUUGACGACUUCCGAGAAAUAUUUCGAGAAGGUUUUACGUCAAGCACUUGGUAAGUCGGGAACCGAUGAAUGGGCAGUUACCCGAGUUGCGGCAACUCGGACAGAGGUAGACAUGGUACGUAUCAAGGAAGCAUAUCAGAGUAGAAACACCGUUCCUCUCGAGAAAGCAAUUGCUGGAGAUACUUCUGGGGACUAUGAGAAAAUGCUUCUUGCCCUGAUCGGAGCCGGAGAUGUCUGAUCUGUUUCCGAUUUCCGGUUCCUUCGUAUGACUAUUGAAUAGCCUACAUUUCCUUUUCAGCUAUGACUUAAUGCUCUCUUGGCGAUGGUUUGAAACGCCAUUGGU
Hibiscus syriacus is the source of this 1114-nucleotide messenger RNA. Its product is annotated as annexin D2-like. The transcript is spliced from 6 exons. Gene Ontology annotation, cellular component: cytoplasm; cytosol. Lineage: Eukaryota; Viridiplantae; Streptophyta; Magnoliopsida; Malvales; Malvaceae. The record is from RefSeq and is a predicted model, not a curated record. Bases 8 to 1009 code for a protein of 333 amino acids. Gene Ontology annotation, molecular function: calcium ion binding; calcium-dependent phospholipid binding.